Messenger RNA from Verruconis gallopava, 995 nucleotides. RefSeq lists its product as uncharacterized. The record is from RefSeq and is a predicted model, not a curated record. Gene Ontology annotation, cellular component: Golgi membrane. The transcript is spliced from 4 exons. NCBI's taxonomy places the organism in Eukaryota, Fungi, Ascomycota, Dothideomycetes, Venturiales, Sympoventuriaceae. Bases 212 to 772 code for a protein of 186 amino acids. Gene Ontology annotation, biological process: retrograde vesicle-mediated transport, Golgi to endoplasmic reticulum; protein retention in ER lumen.
GCAAAAAGUCCAGCCCAGCCAACUGUCUCAACUGCUUUGUGGCCUUCUGCAGAGUAUUCAUAGAGUCUCAAACGCCAGGAUUCUUAACAAGCCGUGCUCAAGUUCCGGCUUCUACAGGCGCGAAGUAUUGCGCCUUAUCUUUCGAGUCUGCAAUCUUGAGAUUAUUCCCACCAGGCUGCGCUGAAGCUCCCCAAAUAGCCACGAAAUCGCAAUGGAUGCGCCGGAACCCAGCGACACGCCUUUCGCAGUUGUUCAAGCACAUACAUCGAAGUAUGCAAAGAUAUAUCAGUCAUACCUAGACCAGUCAACGCCGUACGUCCAGUACAGAUGGAUUGGCACUGGCGUGCUCUUCUUCUUCUUCAGCCUUAGGAUAUUAGUCGCGCAAGGAUGGUAUAUCGUGGCGUACUCUCUUGGCAUCUAUCUUCUCAACCUGUUUCUCGCCUUCAUAUCACCAAAGUUCGACCCGUCGCUGGAACAGGAUGAAGGUAUGGAAGAUGGCACAUCGAGCCUUCCAUCCAGAGAAAAUGAUGAAUUCAGACCCUUUGUGAGAAGGUUGCCGGAGUUCAAGUUCUGGUAUUCGGCAACUAAGGCGAUCGCGAUUGGCUUUGUGUGCAGCUUCUUCAGCAUAUUCGAUCUGCCCGUUUUCUGGCCAGUCCUGGUUAUGUACUGGAUCAUUCUCUUUGCCUUGACAAUGAGACGUCAAAUACAGCACAUGAUCAAAUACCGAUAUGUGCCAUUCACUGUUGGUAAAGCUAGAUACGGGGGAAAAUGAGCCACACCAGUUACGAGGGUUCGUAAGAGAUGGAUUGUAAAGACUGCGCAUCCACUUGGCCGAAACAGCUACCUUGCCUUUACUGCACGGAAGUUAACAUUGAACGAUGUACAAAUACAGUUGUAGUACAUGGCGUGGCGUUCAAGAGGUGUACCAGUACGAGAUAUGUUCAAGCACUAGACCGGCAUAUGAGCAGAGUAAUUAUAAAUGAUUGAGAAUUCCA